Molecule: messenger RNA, 366 nt
Organism: Bipolaris zeicola 26-R-13
Lineage: Eukaryota; Fungi; Ascomycota; Dothideomycetes; Pleosporales; Pleosporaceae
Exons: 1
Coding region: 1-366 (121 amino acids)
Source: RefSeq, a predicted model, not a curated record
AUGCAGUGGCGUCUUCGCUUCCUGCACCACACUUCUUCUAGUCAGUGCGCCCAAACUCUGAACCAUGCCAACCUUGCCUGUCCCACCCUCAGCCCUGGCUGCUUUCCCACCCCUUCCGCUGCCAAAAUCUCUCUACUCGCGAGACGCACCGUCGCUGCCUCGACUACCUCGCCUUGUCCCUUCUUAUCCACCCUCACUUUUUUUCAAUUCACCCCCCGGGCCUCCCCUCUCCGUUCAUUUCCGCGAGCUCGACGCUCAUUGAACUACCCGGCUCCCAGCCAUCUCCCUGUGAACCACAUUGACUUUACCUUUUUUUUUCCUCUUUUUCUUUUUUUGCCCUUUCGUUCGUGCCGUUGCGAAGCUUAG